AGCUGACUGAUUGCUGGUCCCUGGUUGAAUGAAAUCCACCGAGCUGGCAGUGGGUGGAAUGUUGAAGUCUUGACUUUCGCUAGCAAGUAAUGGAAACAUGGUUACUGGACUGUCAAACACUGUCCAAUUUCUUACUCUCUUUUGGUAGUUUGAUACAAACCCUGCAGCCCUGUCUCGUGUUCGGUACUGUGUUCUAGGGCGCUCCACAUCAACGCGAUUUUGAGUUGCUCGAAAAAGUCUGGCCUGCUUGAUUAUUCUGUCUGGAGAGGGUGAAGUUGCUCUCGGUUUCUGCAUUGCAGCCUAGUGCUGCUGAUGGAAUCCAAACACAUAACAAUGGCGACUCCCAGCCCCAACAACAGCAACUCAACAUCUACCAGCCACAACAGCAAUAACGCAGGAUCUACAGGUUCACAUCACCAUCAAUCCCAGUCGCAACACAUAACAACAAUGAGCAGCAUGCAGGAAGCCAACACUUGCUGGAGAUGUCAGAGUGAAACAGAUAAACCUUUCUGGAGCUCCCCCAAAUGCCUUGCGCCUACACUGACAGACUCUGCAUCCUCCCUAUCAGGUAAACGCAAAGCACUGAAGUUAAAUUUUGCCAAUCCUCCGAUCAAACCAACCACCAGAUUUACUCUGAAUACAGCAGGACCCCCAUUUCAGAACCCUCAGAUAGAGAGGCUGCGGACACAUAGUAUCGAAUCGUCAGGGAAGUUGAAGAUAUCCGCAGGGGGGGAUUGUGACUUCACGGCUGAGGACCUCAAGGACCUGGGGGAGAUUGGGCGGGGUGCUUAUGGCUCCGUCAACAAGAUGGUGCACAAGCCCAGCAACCAGAUAAUGGCUGUCAAGAGGAUUAGGUCAACAGUUGAUGAGAAGGAACAGAAGCAGCUUCUUAUGGACCUGGAUGUAGUCAUGAGGAGUAGUGACUGUCUCUACAUAGUCCAGUUUUACGGGGCUCUUUUCAGAGAGGGGGACUGUUGGAUAUGUAUGGAACUUAUGUCUACCUCAUUUGACAAAUUUUACAAGUAUGUGUAUUGUGCAUUAGAUGAGGUGAUUCCAGAGGAAAUCUUAGGCAAAGUAACAUUAGCUACUGUGAAAGCACUUAACCACUUAAAAGAAUACUUGAAAAUAAUUCACAGAGACAUCAAGCCAUCCAACAUCCUCCUGGACAGGAAUGGCAACAUUAAGCUUUGUGAUUUUGGCAUCAGCGGCCAGCUGGUGGACUCUAUUGCCAAAACCAGAGAUGCUGGAUGCAGACCCUACAUGGCACCUGAGAGAAUAGACCCUGGUGCCUCCAGACAGGGAUAUGAUGUCCGUUCAGACGUAUGGAGUUUGGGGAUCACACUGUACGAGUUGGCGACCGGACGGUUUCCCUACCCCAAGUGGAACAGUGUGUUUGACCAGCUGACACAGGUGGUGAAGGGAGACCCCCCACAGCUAUCCAGCUCAGAAGACAGGCAGUUCUCCCCCAAAUUCAUCAACUUUGUCAAUCUGUGCCUUACAAAGGAUGAGUCAAAAAGGCCAAAGUACAAAGAGCUUCUGAAACAUCCUUUCAUAUUGAUGUAUGAGGAGCGCUUGGUGGAGGUGGCUAGUUACGUCUGCAGAAUCCUGGAUCAGAUGCCUACCUCUCCUAGCUCCCCUAUGUAUGUUGACUGACUCGAAGGAAGAACGGCAGCCUGGAACAAAAACACAAAACAAGCGUGUAAAGAGUUGCUUUAUCACAUGCGGCAGUGUUAAAAUCAAGAAAAAUAAAUGUACACACAAAUUGCCACGUAAUAGGACUGGUGUUCAUUUCUGUCACGUCUGUACAUUAUCAACAUUCACUCACGUCUAUCGGUCUCUCUUAUACACAAAUAUGCUUACAGUACAUGUAAGUAUACUAGCAAGUUAAUGAAUAUACCAUGGUCUUGGUUCACCUUGAUGUGAGACCUCAUCUUUAAUGUGGAUACAGUAAAGUGAUUUAAAAUUCUGGAAAUGUAUUUAUAGUGUUAAAUCACUUGUGUAAUAUAUGAUUUUGCAGAUACUUUAAUCAACAUACUGGAAUCAUGCUCUUUGUGAAUCGUCCCACCUCUUUCAUGUAUGUGACUUUAAGAAUUGUGUUUGGUAUCUUAAGGAACCGUGCUUCUUAGGGUGUAAAGCAAUGUAAAAGGUAUCUGCAUUGAUGGACCGGAUGAUGUGGCCUCCAUCCAAUGUUGUGUGGCUGCUCCCUUAACUGUGCAAUGGACUGUGCUGAUAUACAAAAUAAAACAUAGAGAGAAAUAA
Molecule: messenger RNA, 2259 nt
Organism: Esox lucius (northern pike)
Lineage: Eukaryota; Metazoa; Chordata; Actinopteri; Esociformes; Esocidae
Gene: map2k4a
Product: mitogen-activated protein kinase kinase 4a
Exons: 13
Coding region: 313-1653 (446 amino acids)
Biological process (GO): protein phosphorylation; MAPK cascade
Molecular function (GO): JUN kinase kinase activity; ATP binding
Source: RefSeq, a predicted model, not a curated record